This is a messenger RNA of Carica papaya (papaya), 1089 nucleotides long. RefSeq names its product nuclear factor Y, subunit C1 (gene NF-YC1). The record is from RefSeq and is a predicted model, not a curated record. Gene Ontology annotation, cellular component: nucleus. Gene Ontology annotation, molecular function: protein heterodimerization activity; RNA polymerase II cis-regulatory region sequence-specific DNA binding; DNA-binding transcription factor activity, RNA polymerase II-specific. Gene Ontology annotation, biological process: regulation of transcription by RNA polymerase II. NCBI's taxonomy places the organism in Eukaryota, Viridiplantae, Streptophyta, Magnoliopsida, Brassicales, Caricaceae.
UCAGCUACAUCGGUCUCCACCUUAUCCCCUCCAUCACCAACCCCAAAACAGGAGUCCCCGAACCCUCCGAUCAAUCUCCCAAAUCUUCCUGAAACCAUCAUCAAAUCCAUUCCAUUGAUUCAUCAAUCAACCAAUCCUCUCCCCCCACCACACCCAAAUGGAGAACAACCAGCAGGCCCAGUCCUCAUACCCUCCGCAACCCCCAACUGCAGCUGCACCAGCAGGACCACCAGCUCCACCACCACAACCUGCUGCAGCCGCUCCCUUUCACCACCUUCUGCAGCAGCAGCAACAGCAGCUGCAGAUGUUCUGGUCCUACCAGCGUCAGGAGAUCGAGCAGGUUAACGACUUCAAGAACCACCAGCUUCCCUUGGCUCGAAUCAAGAAGAUCAUGAAAGCCGACGAAGAUGUCCGCAUGAUCUCCGCCGAGGCUCCUAUCCUCUUCGCCAAGGCCUGCGAGCUCUUCAUCCUUGAACUCACUAUCCGCUCCUGGCUUCACGCCGAGGAGAACAAGCGCCGUACUCUCCAGAAGAACGACAUCGCCGCCGCUAUUACUAGGACCGACAUCUUUGAUUUUCUCGUCGAUAUUGUUCCCAGGGACGAGGCUGCAGGUCUCGGUGGGAUGGUCGGGGCUACUGCUAGCGGCGUGCCCUAUUAUUACCCGCCUAUGGGCCAGCCCGCCGGGGCUGCUGGCCCGGGUGGGAUGAUGAUUGGAAGACCCGCCGUGGACCCGACCGGUGUCUACGUUCAACCUCCUUCACAGGCCUGGCAGAGCGUCUGGCAGACGGCGGCCACUGCGGAUGAUGGAUCCUAUGGUAGCGGAGGGAGCACUGGCCUAGGCAAUCUCGAUGGCCAAGGUUAAAGCAACUAGUUCCAUCAAAUGAUUCAGCACUCAGUGGUGCAGCAGAAGGGGAGUGGAGCUUCGCUGAUGCUACCAGGAAUUUUGCUUUUAUGAACGAAUUUGUAUGCCUUUAAUGUAAUGACUAGACGAGAAACUUGUUAAUCAUUUAACAUGAACUGGCAGCAGGAGAAUGUUGCUGCUUUUACUUACCUAAUCAUAUUGAAUGUGCAGUUCUGAGAUUUGUAUGU